GCCGGAGCGAGGCCGCCGCGGCGGCGGGGGAGGUGGGGCGAGGCGAGGCUUGCUGGGGUGAGGCGGCGGCCGGGCCGGGCCGGGCCACAAGCGGUGGCGGCGGGACCAUGGAGGCGACGGCCGCUGCUCCGCGUCCCCAGCUGCUCCUCCUCGUGCUGGCGGCGACGGCGGCGGCGGCGGCGGCGCUGCUCCCGGGGGCGACGGCAUUACAGUGUUUCUGCCACCUCUGUACAAAAGACAAUUUUACUUGUGUGACAGAUGGGCUCUGCUUUGUCUCUGUCACAGAGACCACAGACAAAGUUAUACACAACAGCAUGUGUAUAGCUGAAAUUGACUUAAUUCCUCGAGAUAGGCCAUUUGUAUGUGCACCCUCUUCAAAAACUGGGUCUGUGACUACAACAUAUUGCUGCAAUCAGGACCAUUGCAAUAAAAUAGAACUUCCAACUACUGUAAAGUCAUCACCUGGCCUUGGUCCCGUGGAACUGGCAGCUGUCAUUGCUGGACCAGUGUGCUUUGUCUGCAUCUCACUCAUGUUGAUGGUGUAUAUCUGCCACAACCGCACUGUCAUUCACCAUCGAGUGCCAAAUGAAGAGGACCCUUCAUUAGAUCGUCCUUUUAUUUCAGAGGGUACUACGUUGAAAGACUUAAUUUAUGAUAUGACAACAUCAGGUUCUGGCUCAGGUUUACCAUUGCUUGUUCAGAGAACAAUUGCGAGAACUAUUGUGUUACAAGAAAGCAUUGGCAAAGGUCGAUUUGGAGAAGUGUGGCGAGGAAAGUGGCGGGGAGAAGAAGUUGCUGUUAAGAUAUUCUCUUCUAGAGAAGAACGUUCAUGGUUCCGUGAGGCAGAGAUUUAUCAAACUGUGAUGUUACGUCAUGAAAACAUCCUGGGAUUUAUAGCAGCAGACAAUAAAGACAAUGGCACUUGGACUCAGCUCUGGUUGGUGUCAGAUUAUCAUGAGCAUGGAUCCCUUUUUGAUUACUUAAACAGAUACACAGUUACUGUGGAAGGAAUGAUAAAACUUGCUCUGUCCACAGCGAGCGGUCUUGCCCAUCUUCACAUGGAGAUUGUUGGUACCCAAGGAAAGCCAGCCAUUGCUCACAGAGAUUUGAAAUCAAAGAAUAUCUUGGUAAAGAAGAAUGGAACUUGCUGUAUUGCAGACUUAGGACUGGCAGUAAGACACGAUUCAGCCACAGAUACCAUUGAUAUUGCUCCAAACCACAGAGUGGGAACAAAAAGGUACAUGGCCCCUGAAGUUCUCGAUGAUUCCAUAAAUAUGAAACAUUUUGAAUCCUUCAAACGUGCUGACAUCUAUGCAAUGGGCUUAGUAUUCUGGGAAAUUGCUCGACGAUGUUCCAUUGGUGGAAUUCAUGAAGAUUACCAGCUGCCUUAUUAUGAUCUUGUACCUUCUGACCCAUCAGUGGAAGAAAUGAGAAAAGUUGUUUGUGAACAGAAGUUAAGGCCAAAUAUCCCAAACAGAUGGCAGAGCUGCGAAGCCUUGAGAGUAAUGGCUAAAAUUAUGAGAGAAUGUUGGUAUGCCAACGGAGCAGCUAGGCUUACAGCAUUGCGGAUUAAGAAAACAUUAUCACAACUCAGUCAACAGGAAGGCAUCAAAAUGUAAUUCUACGACUUUGCCUGAACUCUACUUUUUUCUUCAGAUCUGCUCCUGGGUUUUAAUUUGGGAGGCCAAUUGUUCUACCUCACUGAGAGGGAACAGAAGGAUGUUGCUUCCUUUUGCAGCAGUGUAAUAAAGUCAAUUAAAAACUUCCCAGGAUUUCUUUGGACCCAGGAAACAGCCGUGUGGGUCCUUUCUGUGCACUAUGAACGCUUCUUUCCCAGGACAGUUACAAAAUGUUGUGUAGUCUACUUUUAUUUUUUAUUAACAAAACUUGUUUUUUAAAAAGAUGAUUGCUGGUCUUAACUUUAGGUAACUCUGCUGUGCUGGAGAUCAUCUUUAAGGGCAAAGGAGUUGGAUUGCUGAGUUAUAAUGAAACAUUUCUUCUUAUUAAAGAAAGUGAUUUGCUCCUGGUUAGUACAUUCUCAGAGGAUUCUGAACCACUAGAGUUUCCUUGAUUCAGACUUUGAAUGUACUGUUCUAUAGUUUUUCAGGAUCUUAAAACUAACACUUAUAAAACUCUUAUCUUGAGUCUAAAAAUGACCUCAUAUAGUAGUGAGGAACAUAAUUUAUGCAAUUGUAUUUUGUAUACUAUUAUUGUUCUUUCACUUAUUCAGAACAUUACAUGCCUUCAAAAUGGGAUUGUACUAUACCAGUAAGUGCCACUUCUGUGUCUUUCUAAUGGAAAUGAGUAGAAUUGCUGAAAGUCUCUAUGUUAAAAACCUAUAGUGUUUGAAUUCAAAAAGCUUAUUUAUCUGGGUAACCCAAACUUUCUCUAUUUUGUUUUUUGGAAGGGUUUUUGUGGUAUGUCAUUUGGUAUUCUAUUUUGAAAAUGCCUUUCUCCUACCAAAAUGUGCUUAAGCCACUAAAGAAAUGAAGUGGCAUUAAUUAGUAAAUUGUUAGCAUGGUCAUGUUUGAAUAUGCUCACAUCAAGCUUUUGCAUUUUAAUUGUGUUGUCUAAGUAUACUUUUAAAAAAUCAAGUGGCACUCUAGAUACUUACAGUACUUUAAUAUUUGUAGCAUACAGACUAAUUUUUCUAAAAGGGAAAGUUUGUCUAGCUGCUUGUGAAAAGUUAUGUGGUAUUCUGUAAGCCAUUUUUUUCUUUAUCUGUUCAAAGACAGUGUUAUUUUUUUAAGAAAUGAAUUACAUUUAAAAUUAGAAUAUGGUUAAUGUUAAAUAAUAGGCCUUUUUCUAGGAAGGCGAAGGUAGUUAAUAAUUUGAAUAGAUAACAGAUGUGCAAGAGAGUCACAUUUGUUAUGUAUGUAGGAGUAAACGUUCGGUGGAUCCUCUGUCUUUGUAACUGAGGUUAGAGCUAGUGUGGUUUUGAGGUCUCACUACACUUUGAGGAAGGCAGCUUUUAAUUCAGUGUUUCCUUAUGUGUGCGUACAUUGCAACUGCUUACUUUACGUGUAAUUUAUGUAAUGCAUUCAGUGCACCCUUGAUAUUUGGGAGAGGUGGUAGCUAAAGAACAUUCUGAGUAUAGGUUCUUCUCCAUUUACAGAUGUUUUUGGUCAAAUAUUGAAAGCAAACUUGUCAUGGUCUUCUCACAUUAAGUUGAAACUAGCUUAUAAUAACUGGUUUUUAAUUCUAAUGCUGUGAAGUCUCUGCAGAGCUUUUACAGUUUUCGAAGUCCUUUUAUCACUGUGAUCUUAUUCUGAGGGGAGGAAAAACUAUCAUACCUGUGAGGCAAGACUUCGACUUUAUAGUGCUAUCAGUUCCCCAAUACAGGGUCAGAAUAACCGAUACAGUAUUUUGGUCAGGAAGAGAAAGUGGCCAUUUACACUGAAUGAGUUGCAUUCUGAUAAUGUCUUAUCUCUUAUAUGUAGAAUAAAUUUGAAAGACUAUUUGGUCUUAAAACCAAAGUAAUUUUAGAAUGAGUGACAUAUUACAUAGGAAUUUAGUAUCAAUUUCAUGUGUUUAAAAACAUGGGAAAAAUGCUUAGAGAUUACUAUUUUGACUACAAAGUUGAGUUUUUUCUGUAGUUACCAUAUUUCAUUGAAGCAAAUGAAUGAGUUUGAGAGGUUUGUUUUUAUAGUUGUGUUAUAUUACUUGUUUAAUAAUAAUCUCUAAUUCUGUGAUCAGGUACUUUUUUUGUGGGUUUUUUUUCGGGGGGAGGGGGGCCAUUUCUAAGCCUACCAGAUCUGCUUUAUGAAAUCCAGGGGACCAAUGCAUUUUAUCACUAAAACUAUUUUUAUAUAAUUUUAAGAAUAUACCAAAAGUUGUCUGAUUUAAAGUUGUAAUACAUGAUUUCUCACUUUCAUGUAAGGUUAUCCACUUUUGCUGAAGAUAUUUUUUACUGAAUCAAAGAUUGAGUUACAAUUAUACUUUUCUUAACCUAAGUGGAUAAAAUGUACUUUUGAUGAAUCAGGGAAUUUUUUUAAAGUUGGAGUUUAGUUCUAAAUUGACUUUACAUAUUAUUGCAGUUAAUUCCUUUUUUGGCUAGGGAUGGUUUGAUAAAUCACAGUUGGCUAAUAUUGAAAAUGAAGGUAACUUAAAAGGUGGGAUGGAUCAUGAUUACUGUCAAUAACUGCAGAUAAAUUUGAUUAGAGUAAUAAUUUUGUCAUUUAAAAACACAGUCGCUUAUACUGCCCAUCCUAGGAUGCUCACCUUCCAAGAUUCAACUUGGCUAAAACAUCUUCUGGUAAAUUGUGUGUCCACGUUCAUUUUGUCAAUAGCCAGGAGGAAUGGGAAUGGGGAUGGGGGAAAUAUGAAUUAGUGGGGCAUAGACAUCCCUGGUCCAUCCUUUCUGUCUCCAGCUGUUUCUUGCAACCUGCUCUCCGGCUUGCUGGUCCCUGACACAGAGACCAUUGCCUCCCCCACAGCCUUUUGACUGAAGAGCAGCUUUGGAGACCUAGAGUAAAAUGGCUGAUGGAAGUUGUGGGACAUAUUUCCAUUUCCUUUCGUCAUUAGAGGUGGCAGGGAGGGAUCUCUAAGUUUGGAGAUUGAGCAGAUGAGGCUUUGGAUGCCCCUGCUUUGACUUUAGCCAUGGAUGAGGAGUGGGAUGGCAGUAAGGUGGCUGCGGCAGUGGGAGUUGUGCCAGAAACAGUGGCCAAUUGUAUCCCCUAUAAGACAGGGUAAGGUCUGAAGAGCUGAGCCUGUAAUUCUGCUGUAAUAAUGAUAGUGCUCAAGAAGUGCCUUGAGUUGCUGUACAGUGCCAUGGCCAUCAAGAAUCCCAGAUUUCACUUCUUAUUACAAAAUGUAAGUGGUCACUUGGCGAUUUUGCAGUCCAUGCUUGAGUUACCUUUUUUUUCUGUGUCUGAGAACUAUCAGAUACAGGCUGUUUCGUAAAACAAGAUGGCAAAGAGAUCAUUAAAGUGCACAACAAAAUCACUAUCCCAUUAGACAUGUUAUCCAAAGCUUAUUUUUAUUCUUGCACUGGAAGAAUCGUAAGUCAACUGUUUGUUUCUUGACCAUGGCAGUGUUCUGGCUCCAAAUGGUAGUGAUUCCAAGUAAUGGUUCUGUUAAUACUUCGGCGGAAAAUGCCAACUCAGAUACUUUGAGAUACUAAGGAUUAUCUCUGGACAUGUACUGCAGCUUCUUGUCUCUGUUUUGGAUUACUGGAAUACCCAUGGGCCCUCUCUCUUAAGAAUGCUGGACUUCUAGGACAUUAUGAUAUUAUGAUGAUUGUCAGUACAUUAAACUUUUCAAUCCCAUUAUGCAAUCUUGUUUGUAAAUGUAAACUUUUAAAAAUAUGGUUAAUAACAUUCAACCUGUUUCUUACAACUUAAAAGGAACUUCAGUGAAUUUGUUUUUAUUUUUUAAAAAGGUUUGUGAACUGAAUAUCAUGAACCAUGUUUUGAUAUCCCUUUUUCACGUGCCAGCGGAAUGGGGUGUUUGAUGUUUCUUCAUAUGUCAAGGAGAUGCUUCAAAAUGUCAAUUGCUUUAAACUUAAAUUACCUCUCAAGAGACCAAGGUACAUUUACCUCAUUGUGUAUAUAAUGUUUAAUAUUUGUCAGAGCAUUCUCCAGGUUUGCAGUUUUAUUUCUAUAAAGUAUGGGUAUUAUGUUGCUCAGUUACUCAAAUGGUACUGUAUUGUUUAUAUUUGUACCCCAAAUAACAUCAUCUGUACUUUCUGUUUUCUGUAUUGUAUUUGUGCAGAAUUCUUUUGGCUUUAUCAGUGUAAUCUCUGCCCUUUAAGAUAUGUACAGAAAAUCUACAUACAAAUUUCCAUUUAAGUCGAAUGAUACUGAGAAGCCUGUAAAGAGGAGAAAAAAACAUAAGCUGCGUUUCCCCAUAAGUUUUUUAAAUUGUAUAUUGUAUUUGUAGUAAUAUUCCAAAUGUAAAUAGGAAAUAGAAGAGUGAUGCUUAUGUUAAGUCCUAACACUACAGUAGAAGAACGGAAGCAGUGCAAAUAAAUUACAUUUUUCCCAAGUGCCAGUGGCAUAUUUUAAAAUAAAGUGUGUAUGUUGGAAUGAGUCAUGCCAUAUGUAGCUGCUGUAGAUGGCAACUAGAACCUUUGAGUUACAAGAGUCUUUAGAAGUUUUCUAACCCUGCCUACUGCAAGUUACAAUAUUAUAGCAUGUUUGGGGAGUGUCCUCCUGUCUGCAGGUGUGUCUUUGUGCCUGGAGGCUCUUCUCCACAUGCUUAGGGGUGUGGGUCUUCCAGGGGGGCAUGAUGGACCUGUCUACAGGUGAACUCUGUUGCCUUUGGGUCAGCACAUUUGUUAGUCUCCUGGGGGUGAAAACUUGGCUUGACAAGAGAACUGGGAAAAUGAUGAGAUGUGGUCCCCAAACCCUUGAUUGACUCUGGGGAGGGGCUUUGUGAAUAGGAUUGCUCUCACAUUAAAGAUAAUUACUUCAAUUUGAAGGCUGGAUUUAGGGAUUUUUUUUUUUUUCUUUAUAAUAAAGACAUCACGAGGAUAUGGAGCUUUUGUUGAAAGUUGGAAAAAAAGUGAAACUAAAGACAUUCCCAGACAAA
Cercocebus atys (sooty mangabey) is the source of this 6531-nucleotide messenger RNA. RefSeq names its product transforming growth factor, beta receptor 1 (gene TGFBR1). Gene Ontology annotation, biological process: cellular response to growth factor stimulus; activin receptor signaling pathway; heart development. Gene Ontology annotation, cellular component: activin receptor complex; plasma membrane. Gene Ontology annotation, molecular function: activin binding; SMAD binding; activin receptor activity, type I. The record is from RefSeq and is a predicted model, not a curated record. The transcript has 9 exons. NCBI's taxonomy places the organism in Eukaryota, Metazoa, Chordata, Mammalia, Primates, Cercopithecidae. Bases 108 to 1619 code for a protein of 503 amino acids.